This is a messenger RNA of Zootermopsis nevadensis, 9352 nucleotides long. RefSeq names its product Zinc finger MYND-type containing 8 (gene Zmynd8). Gene Ontology annotation, molecular function: transcription corepressor activity; DNA binding; protein binding. Gene Ontology annotation, biological process: regulation of DNA-templated transcription. Gene Ontology annotation, cellular component: cytoplasm; nucleus. The record is from RefSeq and is a predicted model, not a curated record. NCBI's taxonomy places the organism in Eukaryota, Metazoa, Arthropoda, Insecta, Blattodea, Termopsidae.
UGUGGCAUUUUUUAUCAUAUCUAGUAGCUAAAGAUUUGGUUGCCCCAAUUAUGUGUCAGGGAAACUGGAAAUUUCAUAUUAUUCAUUUGUGACUUGGGAUGCAAUUUACAGUGUGUUUUGCAAGUGGGUAUAUUGUAACUUAUAAUGUAGAUGCUUCCUUUCACUUACAAUUCAUCAUUCAUAUUCAGUUACAGGAUUCUGUGACAAAUUUAAACAGGAGAGGAGGGGUACUAACAGAAGAAUACUGAAUAUUUCUUGAACACUGUGAAUUUCUUUUUUGAGAAAAUGGUAAUAGGUUCCCUAAUGGAUAAAGUAUACACUGCACUGACUUUUGCUGUAGUAAAUGGUUCUACCAAACAUAGCAUUUCACUUGCCAGAUGCUUCCCUUUCUCUGAAUAACAAGACAGGGUUGUAAAAAAAUAGGUUGCAAAGAAGGAAAACCUCAAUGACUUUGCUUCAGAAACUAUUGAAUUGCGUUCUUCUGUUAUUGUUUGAAACUGAUGAUUGAAGGAUGUAGUUGGAAAUAGAGUGGCAUAAGGAGGAAACUUGUUCACAUAAGCAAAUACUGUUAAUGAGAAUGAUUAUGUAAUGUAGUGUAUUGCAUAAUAUGUGUAGGCCAUGUGGUUUGUAUCUAUAGUUUCAUCAUUUAUUUAUUUCAUUUGUUGGAACUACAUAAACUGUAAAGUAGUUGCACCAAGUUUAGCAUGUGGAAAAUAACAAACAUUGUAUUCACCCAUUAACAAAACUAAUUUCUCCUAGUGUAUGGUAUGAGUCCUUUAAUGGAAGGAUUAUUACAGUUUUCUUUAUUUGUGUUUCGAUGGAGGUAGGAAAUUAUUGGAUGUUGGCAAAAUUAUUUUGUACCCUGCAACUAAUAUUUGUUGAAGUAUGUAAUUAAUAAAUUCCACAUGUUUUGAGAGUCUGUCACUAAAUAGCCUAUUCUCCCUUAUUGAGUUUUAACUGAGUAUUAAAAAAAGUUGUUUAGGUUGUACACUGAACAUGGCAUUUCAACUAAUGGUAUAUUGGUGUAAUGUAAGUUAAUAUUUUGUUGUCUGCUACAACAUAUUAUAUAAUAAAGUUAACUAAAUGUAAAAUGCAACAAUUAUUCUUGUACAUAAUAGUGUUUUAUGGAAAAAUGACAUACUUUGUUGAUGAAGUGUAAUGCAGGGAUAUGUGUUGUGACUGUGACCAUGACAGUGAAAGGAAAGUUCAAGCGUUUUUAAACUCGAGUUGAAAAAUCCAUCAAAAGUGAUGACUUGGAUGAAUUCAAUUCAGAGAACCCUCGCAAGGUCAUAACACCGGCAACAGAAAUCUGCAUAUUGUUAAAGUACCUCAUGCGAGUUACAAAAACUAUAUUUUUUAAAGUCAAGUUAUUGGCUUCAAUAGGAUUUCUCACAUACUAUUUAAAAUACCGCCAUGGAAAAAGAGAAGAAUGAAACUGAACCAGAAAUAGAUGAAACAGUUGACAUUGGACCUGGAAUGAAAGAAGGUGAUGUUGAUAACGCUAAUCUUGAGUCUUUCAAAUUAGAUGCAACUGUAGAAGAUGUAAUGGACAAAAGUGAGGAGAUAAAGGAAGUGAAUAAUGCUGAGAAGCUGUUGCCAGCAGCUUCAGAGGAAGAGGUUAUGGAUGAGAGUGUUAAUAGCACAGAUGAGGUUAAGGAGGAUCCAACUGUUGAAUUUCAUGAAGUUGACUCUGAUGUGGAUGUUCAAGAAGAAAAAAAAGAUUCAGAAGUUCAGUCCACAAAGAAAAUGUCAGUGGAUUCCUGUAAAUCAAGACCAGACAGUGGGGAAGUUAAAAAUGGAGACACUUCUGAGGUUAAUAAUAAAAAGGAUAAGGAACUGCCCGUAGAGGAUAAAGUUCCUGUGGGCCAAAGCUCACAACAUUCUCAAGCUGUGAAUUCAGUCACUGGAAGUUAUAACAGCAAUACCAAUACACUAUCAACUGUUUUCAAUACGCGAUCAACUCGUUCACAAAAUCCAGAGUUUGUAGCUCGACAUCGACAUUUCUUGCACAAAGUUCACCUUGCUUCAAAUAAUGUAAUGGAUGAGGAGUUGCUCACAGAUGAUGAAAGUACGACAUCCAAAACAACUUCCAAAUCUAGUGACAGUGUUCAGACAGAGGAUAAUUCUAGUGUAGUUGUGGACAGUGUGGCUGUGAGGAGGAAACGUGAGCGUAGUGCAAGCAAUGGGACAUUGUCACCUAGGAUUCCAUCUCCCAGUGUUACUGUUAUGAUUGGUGGAAGUGUUAGUGGUAACAAUAGUGGCAGCAGUUCACCAGCUGGAAGUCAGAUGCAGUCUGUGGCAAAGAGGAGGAGGAGUGUGAGAACAGAUUCUACUGGAACUCAGCAAGAAUCACCUGUGCCAGCACUGUCACCAAUAAUAGGAUCCUCCACAGAUCGAUUCUGCUGGUUGUGUCACAAAGAUGGUAUAGUGAUCAGCUGUGAGACAUGCCCCCGUGUAUAUCACUUACGUUGCAUCCAGCUGGAAGCUGCACCGACAGAAGACUGGGUCUGUCCAGAGUGCAUCACUAUCCUUCAUGCGGAGAACACUGACACACGGUCAAGGGCGAUGAAGCUGUUGAGCAUAGACCAGCUGUGUAACCUGCUGAAAUAUGCUAUGUCGAGGAUGAAGACACAUUCUGGGGCUGAGCCAUUUUGGAAGGCAGUUGAUGUAACCGAGUUCCCACAGUAUCGAGAAUAUGUGGCACAUCCCAUGGAUCUGUCCCUGCUAGAGCGUAACAUAAAGAAGAGAUUGUAUGGCAGCACUGAGGCAUUUAUUGCUGACACGAAGUGGGUUCUGCAUAAUUGCAUCAUAUUUAAUACUUAUCAGUCCCGUUUGACAGGUGUGGCCAAGGUACUGGUGAAGAUUUGCAAGCAGGAGAUGGCUGAAAUUGAAAACUGCCCAGACUGUUACCUCAAUGCACACACACGCAAGGAUUCAUGGUUCAUUGAAGUUUGUCGUAAGCCACAUGUUCUCGUUUGGGCCAAACUGAAGGGCUUCCCCUUCUGGCCUGCCAAGGUGAUGCGUACCAACAAAGAGGGGAUGGUGGAUGUGAGAUUCUUUGGAGCUCAUGACAGGGCCUGGGUUCCUGUUAGAGAGUGUUACCUGUACAGCAAGGCCAUGCCUGCAUCUGCCCGCAACAAGAAACGUAAUAAUCUGGAUGCCUGCAUACAGGAGGUUGAAGAGCAUACCAAGAAGUUGCAAGAAAAGUUUGGUGUGUUUGAACAUGCUUCUUUCCGGACACGUUUUGAUCCAGCUCGUGAGAGGGAGCAGUUGUGCAUGUUGCUGCCAAGUUAUAAUGAUGAUGAUGAGGGACAACCUAGCUCUAAACGCAACAAGAUUCUAGGAGAAGGCUAUACAGUUCGCUCAUAUUACUGUUCUCGACAAUCUGAAAGAGAAGCACAGGAAAGAAAUAAAACUCAGGCUUCUGAUACUGAUGAGUUGAAUACCACAAUAGAAAGUGACAAAUCAGCUGAUAAAAGAAGCAGAGGUGAAAAAAGAAAAAAUUGGGAUAGCGACAGAUAUAGUGAAGAUGGAAAGAAAAGUCAUUCCUGCAAAAGGACGGCAAUCGGAAGUAGGUUACGUCAGUGGGAUAGUAGUAGCAGUGAGGAUAGUCAGGAAAGUGAUGAUGGGACACAGCAAGAUGUGGGAAUUAGUGUGGGGGUUGAAGGAAGUAGCAAGAGUGCAUCUCUCAUAGAGUGGUCUAAAUUUGAGGAAAGUGCUGCAAAACUAACGGUUGGUGUGGAGGGUGGUGCAAGUGAUGAGGAUAAAUUGAUCAUUGCCUCAGAGAAUAUUAACCUAAGUGAUACUGGUGACACCAGAGACCGUGUGCUUCCAUGUAAUGGUGCUAAAGUGAAACAACGUGAGACUGACUAUGAGAGUAGUGAAGUGGAGAAAAGUGCAAGAGUGACUGCAUCUGAGGUGGUAAAGAAGGUUUUGGCAGGUUCAAGCAUUGCAGACAAGCUUCAAGAGAAGCUGUUCAGGUUAGAAAGGUCUAGUAAAGAUUGUAAGGAUAAUGAAGAAACAUCUCCUGAAGUAAUCUCUGAAAGCAUGUCAGUUGAUCAGGAAUCCUCUGCUGAAGUGGUUAAGAACACAGAAAAUUGUUCAGGGAACCCUGAAGACUGUGAAAUAUCAUCAGUCUGUGCCAAUGAAAAUGAUGUGAAAAAUUUGAAACCAGAAAUGUCAUCUGACAGGACUAGAAAGGAUAAGGAUGAUGAUGCUGAAAGAAAUUCUGUAACCUGUCACUCAUCUGGAUCAGAACAGAAGAGGGGCAGAUCAGAGACACCUGUUGUCAAUAAAACUCCACUCAAAGCUGAAACCAGAUACUAUGGUAAACAGUACUCACCUAAGGUGGUUCUGUAUAAUUUGGUUUUACCUGCUGGUAAACUCCUGCAGGGGAAAGCAAGAAAUAUAACAAAUGAGAUUUUGUCUGUUAAAAAGCCUCAAGCAAAAUUGAAGAAAUGUUCUCUCUCAGUUGCAGAACCUAAGAAGGUUCAGGAAAAAGUACCUGAGGAAUGUCACACAAAGAAGGUUACUUUACUUGAGGAUAAUGGUACAACUUCAAGUUCGGAGACUUUAGUUAAGAACAAGCUAGAAGUUUCUGUUCAUAAGACUGACAGAUUGCAUGGUUCAGAAUCCAUAGGUAAAAAAUUUGAAGUUGUCAAGGAAGACAGCAAUAUUGAGCCUGAAAGUCAGUCAGGUUUGUUUCCCUCAUCUCAUAAACUCAAUGUAGUUGAAACUGAUAAAUUUAAUGUGGUUGGAUGUAAUGCACCUACAGGUGUAAAAAUGAAGGUUGCAGUGAGUGAUAAUACAAGUGAGAGUGGAGAAAGUGACAUUGUAAUGGACUCUUCAAAACGGACACCAGAACAUGGUUACAGUAGAUGUUGCACUGAUAAUUUUUUAGAAAAUGGUGCGAAGAUGCUUGAGCCCAUGCAAGAUACCAAGUCUAGUGAACAGAGGAAGGUUUUGGUUGAGAAAAAUUUAGAACAUGAUGGUGAUCAAAGCUCUGAGUAUGUAUCAGAAACUGUUAAGGAAAAGGGCAGUGUAUUAGAAUCUGUUCAGGAAACACUAAAAAAAUCAGAAGAUGUACAGAACUCUUUAGAACUAGAAGCAGAGUUGUCUGUGGGUAUGGGACCUGUUAGUGAAAAAGUUGCUGCCAAUGAAUCACCUCCUGAUGACAGGGGUGCCUUAUGUGGGUCUCUGAGCAAAAAUAUUGCUUGUAAUUCAGUUUCAAAUCCAGGUAAUGCAGAUUUGGUUCCUGUAGAGCAAAGCUCUGAUAGGGAACCCCCACCUGAAGAGGCAAAUGCUAAUAAAGUUCUUGAAACAGAUAGUAUAGAACAGUCCGUAGAUAAAGUGAGUGACUCAACAAGUAAGAUGGAAACCUGUGGUGAAGAAAGUAAGGAUGGUAGGACAGAUUCUGUUGCAAAUAGUAAUAAUCAUAAGGAUAAUUCUGAGGUACCUGUUAAGUUAAAUACUCCUCAAAACACUGUGCUGAAAGUUUAUCCUGCAAAAACUAACAAAGCUUUGGAUAAGAAAAUUAAAGACUGCAAGGCAAGUGAGAUGAGUAGGACUGAAGCUCUCGUAGGGAGUGAUGUGACCAUCACCCCAGCUGCUUUGGUCAGUGCACCUACAGAACAGGAGGAUGAAGCAAAUAAAACAGCUACCAGUGUUAUUAAGGAAACAGAUGACAGUAGUAUUGCAGACAAGAAGAUCAAAGAAGAACCUUUAGAUCCCGAUGACUUAGUGGCAGAAUCAUCAUCAUCUGUAUCUACCUUGGUACUGUCCAGUGCUCAGUGUUCAGCCAAGACAUCACCUGAACUUAAGUUGCGUGGUUCACCAAGUGAGAAGAAAGAAGCAGACAGUGACAACUUUAAUAAAGGAAAAAUAAUAUUUAGUAAGAAGCUGCCUUUGGCUGUGUUGGAGGAUAAAGAAAGAUUAGCAAGUAAUGAAAGCCCCUCCUCUGUGUCAGAGAAAGAUGGGAUCUUCCCAUCACUUUUUCUUGACCCAAGUAUAACAAUCACUGUCAUCAAUGAUAAACAGGCUGACAAUGUAGAUGUGCCUGUUUUAGGUAAGAGUAAAGUUAGCAGCAGUGAUAUAAAUGUAAAUGAACUCAGGGCUAGUGUAAACCUUUCAAAAGAUAUCAGUUUGACAGUGGUUGGUACAGGUUAUGGUGGACAUUCUAAUUCAGCUAAGGGCAUAUCAUCAAGUUCUGUGACACCAUUGGAAAUGGAGUGUGGCCAUGAGAGUGACCAUGACAAUUCACGUAAUGCAUCAGUAAAUGCUACCUCUGCGUCAAUUCCCGUAGCUGCCCAAAAUGCUGUGGUGGGACACAACAGCACUAAUAGACAGAAGAAACAAAAAUGUUCAGUUGGCAGUAAUUCUCUUCAAGCAAGAUCUAGAGCUAGGAAGUCAUUCCCUAACAGGCCAGUUUUUCCAAAUGUCAAAGUGAAAUCCCACCCUGAACUUGUUAAUGGAGUUGGGACAUUUGGUAAUAAAUCAUCAGUGGUAAGACGCAAUUCUGUUGGCACAAAUUCAAACAGUUCAGACUCAAGACGUAGCUCAUAUGGAACUUCACCUCAGGAGAUGCUGAUCACAGCACAACAGUUAGGAGAUGCUAGUGGCAGUGAUAGCAACAAUAAUAAUUCUGGUAGUGCUAUGGUUGCGUUACCUCAUGUGUUGGGUAAUCCAACCACAAACCAUAUUCAGGCCCUGAGAACAGUGAACAACAAUAUUGGAGCACCAUCUCAUAUUGUGAACAGUGGUCCUGACAUGAUGCCCUCACGGAUGGUGCAAGCUCCUCACAACCAACCACAUUCGGUGGGAAAUGGUACCAGGAUUUCACCAGCAGGACAGGGGCCUGGUGCUGCAGCUGCUGCUUCACGCAUGCCACCUCAGCUGCAGCCUCGACCUCCAGGUCCCCUCCUGUCACAGCAUCCUCCUCCUAUACCAUUGGAGGCAGGUCCUGUGUCUGCAGAACUGAACAGGCAUGCACAUAAGCUCAGUGAUUUCCUGAGGACAACUGUAGAAGAAAUACUUCGUGAUCUGUCCAACAUUGGCAACCCUGAAGCAACAAUUAAAAGUUUACAGCUAGAACUUGAGAAGCUACAGUGGCGUCACAAUCAGGAGAUGGCAGAGAUGAAGCACAACACAGACUUGAUGAUGAUGGAAAUGCGUGCUAGUGUUGAAAGUGAGAGGCAGCGUGCAGUUGCAGAGACUAUACGGCAGUGUGAACUGGAAAAACAGAGGGCUGUGGAAGAAACAAAAAAGAAACAGUGGUGCACCAACUGUGGAAAGGAGGCUUUAUUCUACUGCUGUUGGAACACAUCGUACUGUGAUUACCCGUGCCAGCAACGACAUUGGCCACAACACAUGUCAACAUGCGCACAGAACACCCAGCAAGGUGGUGAGGGGAAUGUUCGUGAAGGUGAUAUACAGCAGAAUAACCCUCACACUUCUGGUGGUAGCAGUAAUAACAAGCCCAGUGCAUCUCAGCAACAGCAGCCCUGGCUUGAUUCUGUACCAAUAUUCAAAUCUGCAACGUCAUCUGCUGGAAAUCUGAGUUUGUUAUCCUACCAUGGAUUGUGCAACAAGACUGGAAAUCCUUCACCUUCAUUGACAUACCAAGUUGGUGAUGAAGAUUAUGACAACAAUAACAACAGCUAUGAAGCUGUUCAGCAUCCAGAAGGAAGGCAGGAAACUGAGCCAAAAGAAAAUUCUGGCCUUAGAGAUCUAUCAGGAAUGAACAUGGAUGGACACCGGCUACAAAAGAAACGCAAACGAUGUGGUAAAUGCAAAGGCUGCACAACUGUGGGUAAUUGUGGACAGUGUCCACCCUGUAACAGCACACGGACACACCAAGUGUGUCGACAGCGCAGGUGUAGCAACCUCCUGAUGGAAACAGCAUUGGUUGUUCCCAGUCCUGCCAUCAAGAGAAGCCACAUUAAUGUACAGCAGAAACUUCAACAAGUGGCAUCAAAUGGACCAAAUGGUGGAAAGCCUCCAAUAGGACCUCCACCAAGCUAUAGUGGAACAGUGAUGGCACAGACACAAAGAAACAUGGGAGCAGCUAUUGGCAGAGUAGCAGCCCAAUAUGCAGGUUUGCUGCCCAUGGCCAGGCCUACUAAUAUGCAGGUUUCAGGGUACACUUUCUCUCAGCCUUCUACUACGGCUUCGGCUAGUUUGACGACAUCAACUACUGGGACCACACAUGCUACCUACAUAUGCAAUGUACCCCGGCGACCCACGUGGGGGAGGAUUGGCAGCACUACAGCAACAGCAGAGACUCAUGGGAUCACAGUUUCCACCACGACACCCACAUAUGGGAUUCACUGUUCGCCCACCACAUUACUUCCUGUGACAGGCUUUGAUGAUAAAUGAGCAUUACCGAUUCUCUAUGGUGCAAGAGGGAUGGACAUACUUUGCUUAGUAAUACAGACUAACAUGCCAAGAUGACAUCACUUUGUAUCAACAACUACGCACCAAACUAGAGCUCAUUUGUGAGUUACUGUACCUUAUCUUUCAUCACUGAUUGUGUGUAGUAAGUUAAACUACACUUAAAAUUAAUAUGAUGGAUGAUUUUGUAGUUUACUUGGAAACAUAUGUUUGAUUUUGGAGUCACUGUUUUGAAACUCCUAGCUAUUAAAGGAUACCAGUAUUUGCAGAUCCACUUUCCUCACCAAGAAGUGUUAUCUCCUGCUUAUGGAGUGUGUGUGUGUCUGCUUUUGAGAGAAUUAAAGUCCUUAUCUCUUAAUUGAGAAACCCUGAUAUAUUCAAUGCAGGAUUGAACAUGAGGAUUUUGUAUACAAACUCAUAUUUUAAAAUCUCAGACAAGGUAAUAAAAGAUAGGAACAAACUUUUUAACAUUUAUGUGGGAUUUGUCAUUGCUUUAAAUUAAGAAUGCAUAUUUAUUUGAAAGAAAUAACUUACAUUUUGGAUUUCACAUCUCAUUUAAGUUUUAAAGAGAAUAUUAAAGUAAGUAAGACAUAAAUUGCGAUUUCUGUGUUGCUAGGGGCAAAAAGCUAACAGUUUAUUCCAUAGGUGAGUGGAAAUUAUACAGCCUACCUCAGAUUGAUACCUAGGUGUUAUCUUUGCAAGUACUUGCAUAUCCAGGUUCAUUCCUGAAUGUGGAAUGGCUAUGUUCUUUUACUCUUGCCAAUCUAAUACUCCCUUCAGUAUGGUUUCCUAAAAUUCCAAACUGUAAAUGUACCCAUCUUCAAAAUGCAUAUGUGGUUUCAAACUUAACCUAAGAUAUGUGAUGCUGAUUCACUAAAUUCAGUCAUUAUGGUCUGACUGCUUCAUAAUAUGUUUUAUGUAUGCAGUAUGUGGCUGGAAAUUGAAAGGUUGAUUUUUUAUGGCC